AUGGAGACCAAGGGUCAUAACAGCCCCCAGGAGGGACCCAUGUCCUCCAGAAGUAGGAGGGCUACAGUGGAAGACGGUUGUUUGUUGAUCAAAGCUAUUCAAGAAGAAAAUGACAAUCUGGUCCAGGAAUUGCUGGGAAGAGGGGCUGAUGUCAAUUUCCAGGAAGAGGAAGGGGGCUGGACACCUUUGCACAAUGCAGUACAAGUGAACAGGAAGGACUUCGUGGAACUGCUGCUUCGUCACGGUGCUGACCCUUGUCUGAGAAAGAGGAAUGGGGCCACUCCCUUCAUCGUGGCUGGGAUUGAGGGAAAUGUGGAGCUGCUCAAACUUUUCCUUUCUAAAGGAGCAGAUGUCAAUGAAUGUGAUGUUCAUGGCUUCACGGCUUUCAUGGAAGCUGCUGUGUAUGGUCGGGUUGAAGCCUUAAGAUUCCUUUAUGAGAGUGGAGCAGAAGUGAAUUUGGGUCGAAAGACAAGGGAGGACCAAGAGCGGCUUAAGAAAGGAGGCACGUCAGCUCUCAUGGAUGCGGCUGAAAAUGGCCAUCUAGAUGUCUUGAAGAUUCUUAUUGAUGAGAUGGGGGCAGAUGUCAAUGCCUGUGACAAUAUGGGCAGAAAUGCCUUGAUCUAUGCUCUUCUGAACUCUCCUGAGAGGAAUGUGGAGGAUACGACCGUGGAGGGUAUUACCAGCUUUCUGCUGGACCGUGGGGCUGAUGUCAACGUGAGGGGAGAAGGAGGGAAGACGCCCCUGAUCCUGGCAGUGGAAAAGAAGCGCUUGGGUUUGGUGAAGAUGCUUCUGGAACAAGAGCAAAUAGAGAUUAAUGAAACAGACAGGGAGGGCAAGACAGCGCUGCUGAUUGCUGUUGAACUCAAACUGAGGGAAAUUGCCCAGUUGCUGUGCAGCAAAGAAGCGAGCACGGACUGUGGGGAUCUUGUUAGGAUGGCGAGGCGGAAUCAUGAUAGUUCCCUUGCAAAGUUUCUUCUCCGUCAUGGAGCUAGAGAACAUUUUCACGCUCCUGCUGAAUACUGGAAACCUCAGAGUUCACGUUGGCAGGAAGCCCUGAAAAAUCUCCACAGAAUAUACCGCCCUAUGAUUGGCAAACUCAAGAUCUUUAUUGAUAGAGAAUAUAAAAUUGCUGACACUUCUGAAGGGGGCAUCUACCUGGGCUUCUAUGAGAAGCAAGAGGUAGCUGUGAAGCGAUUUUGGGAGGGCAGCAUACACGCUCAAAAGGAAAUCUCCUGUCUGCAAAGUAGCCGAGAGAACAGUAACUUGGUGACGUUCUACGGGAGUGAGAGUUACAAGGGCUGUUUGUAUGUGUGUGUCGCUCUCUGUGAGCAGACUCUGGAAGAGCACUUGAAUGUGCACAGGGAGGAACCUUUGGAAAAUGAGGAAGAUGAGUUUGCCCGAAAUGUCCUAUUAUCUGUAUUUAAGGCUGUUCAAGAACUACACUCGCUGUGUGGAUACACUCACCAGGAUCUGCAGCCACAAAACAUCUUAAUCGAUUCCAAGAAUGCUGUUCGCCUGGCAGAUUUUGAUAAGAGCGUCAAGUGGGCUGGAGAUCCAGAGAAAAUCAAGAGAGAUCUAGAGGCCCUUGGACUGCUGGUCCUAUACGUGGUAAAGAAGGGAGACAUCCCUUUUGAGAAGUUGAAGGCUCAAAGUAAUGAAGAGGUGGUUCGACUUUCUCCAGAUGAGGAAACUAAGGACCUUAUUGGUCGCCUGUUCCACCCUGGGGAAAAUGUGACGGACCAUCUGAAUGACCUGCUGGGUCACCCCUUCUUUUGGACUUGGGAGAGCCGCUACAGGACACUUCGGAAUGUGGGAAAUGAAUCUGACAUCAAAAAGGGAAACUGUAAAAGCAAGAUCUUCAAACUACUGCAACCUGGGCCAUCUGAACCUCCCAGAAGUUUUGCCCAGUGGAAAACUAAGAUUAAUGAAUAUGUUAUGAGAGAAAUGGAUAAGUUCUAUGUUAAAACAGGCAAUUUCUACCAGAACACCGUGGGUGAUCUGCUAAAGUUCAUCCGGAAUCUAGGAGAACACAUUAAUGAAGAAAGGAAUAAAAAGAUAAAGUUGAAAAUUGAAGAUCCUUCCCAGUAUUUUCAGAAGACAUUUCCGGAUCUGGUGAUCUAUGUCUAUACAAAACUACAGAACACAGAAUACAGAAAACAUUUUCCCAAAACCCACAAUCCAAACAUGCCUCAGUGUGAGGGAUGUGGUGGGGGCAGCGGGGUGGCCAGCCCUGAACCCUGACCCACUGAGUCUUUCCAGUCCAGGGAGCCACUUAUUAGCGGUCGUGUAGUCCUUGGCAAGUUGCUACUCUC
Messenger RNA from Cynocephalus volans (Philippine flying lemur), 2312 nucleotides. RefSeq names its product ribonuclease L (gene RNASEL). The transcript has 6 exons. The record is from RefSeq and is a predicted model, not a curated record. Gene Ontology annotation, biological process: defense response to virus; protein phosphorylation; mRNA processing. Lineage: Eukaryota; Metazoa; Chordata; Mammalia; Dermoptera; Cynocephalidae. The coding region runs from base 1 to 2241 and encodes 746 amino acids. Gene Ontology annotation, molecular function: ATP binding; RNA binding; RNA nuclease activity.